UCUCUCCUAAUAUCAGGUAAACUUGACACAGGUGUUGUCGGUUGUCAGUUAUGGCGGUUAAACUUUUACCUGUGUGAAAUGAUCGUUUAUUUAACUGAUGACAGCCAUGACGGAACCGACAGAAAACGGCGUUACUGACAGAGCCGUGGAGCCGGUGGAGUCCGAACCGGCGGCUGUUAAAGACGAAACUUCACUCGUGGAAACUUUUGAAAACACCUUGGAACUAUCACAGGAUGUGAAGCUGACAGAGGAAAAGGGCAGCAGAGAGAAGCUGGAGCAGGAAGACGGACAGACAAUCUGUCUACCUGCAGCUGAAACCUUCACCUCUGAGUCAAAGUGGGAGGUUGGAGCUCCCUGUCAGGCUGUGUGGUCAGAGGACGGGCUGGUCUACCCGGCAACCGUGGUGUCUCUGGACGCAGAGCGCUGUAGAGUUCAUUUCAACAGCUAUGGCAAUGAGGAGGACGUGGAACUGAGCGCACUCCAGAGACUGAGAGCAGCCCCGUGCACGCAGAGACAGAGCGCCCAGGACUGGAGUCCUGGUUCUCGGUGUCGGGCGGUGUAUUCAGAGGAUGGUCUGGUUUAUCCAGCCAUGGUUCUGUGGGUCAAAGGUCAGCGAUGCCGCGUUCGAUUUGACGACUACAACAAUGAGGAGGAGCAGGACAUCAGCAGCCUGCUGAACCCAGAUGAGCUCCACGGAGCCAGCAGAUCCACCACCAAGGGCAGCAGCUGGAAGUCAAUUUCAAUCAAUAACUCUGACUGGAAGAGGGGGAGGAGAGAGGAGAAGCAGGAGGAGAGGAGGGGAGAGAGGAGGGACGAUCAUAGCUUCUCCUGGCAGGGGAAGGAGAGACCUGGUCCUCAGAGUAAAGAGAGAGAAGAGAAGAAGAGAGGACACCAACAGAGAGAAGAAGCAGAAAAACCAACCAAUCACAGCUUCUCUCUCUUUCCUCCGUUUCCUCCUCCUCCUCAGUCGAGCUCAGGGGACCCCCUGUCGUUCAUCCCCCCUCCCCCUCCUCCUCCUCUCUGGACGUUUGGAGGGAAAGAGUCCAGCAGCUCCACGGGAGUCGACUCCACCUCCAGCAUGUUGAUGCUCUGGUACAUGUGUGGUUUCCACACUGGCAGCUUCAUGGCUCAGCAGCUGCUCAGGUCGACCUCUAAAGACUGAGAGCCAGAGAGGAUCAUGGGAGGAAAAGCUCCUGGGACUUUCGUCGUCUUUCACAGUGAACUUGUACAUUUUUGUUUUUGAUAUUUUAAAAUAAUUGUUUGUUCCGAGUUGAUUGUUUCCAUGGAGACACUGCUCUAGUUUGGUCCAACGGACGUAGUUUGUGUUGAGAGUUCAGAUGUUGUUUUGCUUGUGUAGAGUUUUAUUGAGGGUCUGUGUAUCACUGAAACUCUGCUGUUAGAAAUGAAAUGAAGACAUUUUGUUAUUAAAGAAAAGAUGGACGA
This is a messenger RNA of Seriola aureovittata, 1443 nucleotides long. Its product is annotated as survival motor neuron protein-like. The coding region runs from base 98 to 1162 and encodes 354 amino acids. Gene Ontology annotation, cellular component: nucleus; cytoplasm. Lineage: Eukaryota; Metazoa; Chordata; Actinopteri; Carangiformes; Carangidae. The record is from RefSeq and is a predicted model, not a curated record. Gene Ontology annotation, biological process: regulation of transcription by RNA polymerase II; negative regulation of DNA-templated transcription; mRNA processing. The transcript has 10 exons. Gene Ontology annotation, molecular function: DNA-binding transcription factor activity, RNA polymerase II-specific; RNA polymerase II cis-regulatory region sequence-specific DNA binding; RNA binding.